Daphnia carinata is the source of this 2096-nucleotide messenger RNA. Its product is annotated as prolyl 4-hydroxylase subunit alpha-1-like. Gene Ontology annotation, molecular function: procollagen-proline 4-dioxygenase activity; L-ascorbic acid binding; protein binding. The coding region runs from base 185 to 1867 and encodes 560 amino acids. The transcript is spliced from 14 exons. The record is from RefSeq and is a predicted model, not a curated record. Gene Ontology annotation, biological process: peptidyl-proline hydroxylation to 4-hydroxy-L-proline. NCBI's taxonomy places the organism in Eukaryota, Metazoa, Arthropoda, Branchiopoda, Diplostraca, Daphniidae. Gene Ontology annotation, cellular component: endoplasmic reticulum.
CCAGUUCCACCUUCGAGCUGGCAGCACGUACCCUCAGGUUGCUGAAGACUGCAAUUAAAACGAAAGGUAAGCGUUUGUUGGUUUUUGAAAGUGCGCGUUCGCUCGGAUUGAUAUUUGUAUAUCAAAUCGACUACUUGUACAGUAACUGAUUAAAGACCGGAGGAAGAAAAAAAAGAGACAUAAAAUGAAGCCACCUGUGAUUGCCAUUUGGAUGCUCGUGUCCUGGUGUUUGGGGACCGCAUCUUCAUCCAUCAUAAUAGAACAACCUCCAGUCGAUGACAUUUUCUCUUCCAUCUCCAAAAUGGAAGCUCUAGUCCACCACGAGAAUGCCAUCGUUGAUAUGCUCGAUUCCUUUCUGAUCGACGCCAAACAGCGAAUCGCCAUCAUUCAAAAUUACGUCACAGCUUAUCGACUAGUGAUGAGCGGAGACCUGAGCUCCUCGAAGCUGGUGGCUAAUCCCGUGGACGCUUACCAUUUGGUGAAACGUCUCACUAUAGAUUGGGAUGUCGUGGAAAGAGUCCUCGAAGCGGAAUCCAACUCCAGCCGAAGUGCCUUAAACCAUGUCUUGGUAUUACGCGAAACGUCCGUUUUUCCCAAUUCCGAGGAUUUACAUGGCGCAGCGAUCGCUCUCGUUCGCCUACAAGAUACUUAUCAACUAAACGUGACUGAACUAGCCGAUGGCCACUACAAUGGAGUCGAUCACUCCCGAGGACAAGUCUUUCAAAGCCGGCGAGACCUGAGCGGACGUGAUUGCCUUUUCUUGGCCCAACACGCCUUUGCCGACGGCUAUUACGACACUGCCCUACAAUGGGCUGAGGCUGCCUUAGGCCAAUUCGCACGCAAGGGUGAUAGUUACGGUUCAGAGCUGGAAAAUUUCCGCAAAGAGGUCAAACAUUUCGUCGAAUUUGCCAGUCGUGUGCAUGAUGAUGUCCUGGAACGACAAGGCCCUCGAGGCGUGAAUUGGCAAACCAACAGUCAUCCAGUCGAUAGACAGUUCCGUUCCGGCAAUAGUGAAAAGUACACCAGUCUAGCAGAGCAGCAGUUUACGCCCAAGCUAUACCAACACCAGACAGAGGAUGAAGAAAAUGAACACUACGAAAGACUCUGCCGAGGAGAAAAGCUUAGAUCGGCGAACAUUGAAGCCAGUUUACGAUGCCGCCUGGUGACUAGAGGCCAUCCAGCUCUAUUACUCCAACCACUCAAAGUUGAAGAACAGUCUCUAGACCCGAUGAUUGUGGUUCUGCACGAUCUCCUAACCGAACGUCAAACUGAAAUUCUUCGAGAGCUAGGAGAGCCAAAGCUUGCUACAUCUCUCCAUCGAGGAGGAGAGGGCAAAUUCGUUCGCAGCAUGAUUCGCACCAGCAAAAAUGCAUGGCUUCAAGAACACGAAAACGCUUCUUUGACUACUAUGCGACGACGAAUGGAAAUAGCCACAGGCCUGAUUUACGGCCCUGAAACUGCGUCGGAAUAUUUUCAGAUUGCCAAUUACGGCAUCGGUGGCUUGUACAAGACACACACGGACAAUGUCAUUCACCCGGAUGUCAGGCCGGAAGAUCAGGACCCUUGGAACUUGUACGUUGGAGACAGAAUUGCUACCUUAAUGGUCUACCUGACGGAUGUGGAAGCCGGCGGGGCGACCGUAUUUCCCAGAGCCGGUGUCACUUGUUGGCCUCGCAAGGGCAGCGCAGCUUUCUGGUGGAACUUGUACAAAAGUGGUGAAGCUGAUCUAACUACGCGUCAUGGCGCUUGCCCUGUUUUACAUGGCAGUAAAUGGGUGUCCAACAAGUGGAUUCGUCAAUACGAUCAAAUGUUGGUUGCCAAAUGUGGCUUGCACCCUCUGGAAAAGUUUAAUUCUCUAUUAGUAUAAAGACUUUGAUGAUCAAUAGAGGGUCACGACGAGGCUUUAUUUUUCUCAAUUUUUUUCGGUGAAUGUUCGGUAAACUUUUAUACUUGUAUUUCGAUUCUCAUUACUAUAGCUCCAAUAUUUAAGUGAAGUUUUGAUUUGAAGGAAAAUUUAUGACGGUAAUUCCUGGCAGGAAAUAAACAGGAUAUUCGAUGUGCUGUAAUCACUAUAUGUAAAUAUUAUGUAAAUUGUU